This is a messenger RNA of Zophobas morio, 982 nucleotides long. RefSeq names its product mitochondrial carrier homolog 1-like. The transcript is spliced from 10 exons. Bases 37 to 978 code for a protein of 313 amino acids. NCBI's taxonomy places the organism in Eukaryota, Metazoa, Arthropoda, Insecta, Coleoptera, Tenebrionidae. The record is from RefSeq and is a predicted model, not a curated record.
GUUUUUAUUUUUUAACUAAGUAAAGUUCGUCUUUGUAUGACCAAUAAUUUACUAGAUGUAGCUUUACAAGUUUUCUUGUAUCCUCUGGAAUAUGUUAGAAUCCUUAUUCAACUUGGCUAUGAACCACUCCCCCCAAAAAAGUAUACGUUGUUUCGAAGAGAUUAUUAUUACCUCCCUUCAGCGUGGACCUACGCCCGCCAUGUCUUAAAGCAACGAGGAUUUCUUGAGAUAUUUAUGGGUUGUCCUGCCUUUUUAUUACACACAGCUUUUCGCAACAUUGUUACUAGAAGCACAAAAGCUUAUUUUUAUAAGAACUUUUUUUACGAGGAGGCCACAGGCACAAGCGCAAACGUUAAAAAUUAUUCUUUCCAGAAUAUGUUAAAGGAGAUGUCUAUAGAGUGCGCAGCUGCUAUUGUAGGAACCUUUGUCUCUCUGCCUUUCCUGGUUGCCAGCGUCCGUUCCGUAGCGUAUUGUUUAGAAGGCAGUCCCAACGCAGGCAUGAUGACCUGUCUCUUGUCGCUUCUUGACAACAACCACAUUGGACCAAUUUUUAUGAACACGUUUGUACCUCUUGCGAUAGCGGAGGUGCUCUUAAGAGCUAUGAGGCCAUUGGCUGUCUAUCUUCUAUCUUCUCUGAUAAAUCCCUCUCUUGACAAGACCGGAUACCUGACCGAAUCGAAGUUCGACAGCACUGAGACCGAUUCGGAUGCUUUCCUUAAGUUAACGCUGAAGGCAAUUCAUGUCGUCGUCGCGCACUGCCUUUAUCCUCUCUCUCACGUGACGACGCGCAUGUGCGUCUCCUGUUCAAAAGACUUUCCGAAAGUUACUGCGGACUGGCCUCGCUUUUCUAAUUGGGCCCAUUGCUGGUCUUAUCUUCGAGAAGCACGUGUGCAGUACAUGGGGAGUCAGUUGCUUACCAAUAGGGUGCUCAGUAGUAAUACCUUGAAGACCGUUUGCGGAAGACAAUUAGCAAGUUGACUAU